Messenger RNA from Thelazia callipaeda (thelaziosis nematode), 447 nucleotides. The record is from the annotation of a GenBank genome assembly. NCBI's taxonomy places the organism in Eukaryota, Metazoa, Nematoda, Chromadorea, Rhabditida, Thelaziidae.
GGUUGUAUUGGAGUUCGAGCAAGCGGUUUACCACUUCAUACCAACUCUUCUUCAUCAUCAACUUGCUCAAAUACUGCUUUACAAGAAGUUAAACGUCCCUCAAGUCGUACGCUUCAAUCAGCUGCUCAUCAAUUAAAACCAUCAACUACUCUUUAUCCACCCAAAAAUAAAAGAUUGUCCAAGAGUUCUGAGGAAGAUUCAGCUUAUGCUGGUUUUGGUAGUUCCUCACCUCUUUCCUCGACUAAAUCAUCUUCCAUGAGCCUCAAUUCGACAUCAUCUCGAAAUUCAUCUAGCAAUGAUGCUACUGCAAACCAUUCGAGAACUCGAACACCUUCUGCGCUAACGUUCCAACCUCUUGGUAGCAAUCACCGAUUUACUGGUGGAACUAUUCAACCACCAUCAAGCCCACAUGUAAGCCAUUUCACGUACACAACAAAAUCAACUUGA